AUGGAUUUAUAUUUAAGUCUAGGAGAACCUGAUUUACUUAUUAGUCUAGCAGGCAACUGGGGAAAUUGGAGGGACUGGUCACCUUGCCCUGUAACCUGUGGUGGUGGUAGACAAGUAAAAAUUAGAGCGUGUGAUAACCCAGCUCCAGGUAACAACGGAUCCGAUUGUAAGGGAUCUGACUCAGAAAGUAGAACAUGUGCACCAAUUCCUUGUCCAAUAAAUGGUAACUGGGCAGAAUGGUCGUUAUGGUCCAAAUGCCCCUUAACCUGUGGUCAAGGUGGUGGACGAAUUAGGAAGAGAACAUGUGAUAACCCAGCACCAGCUAACAACGGACGGGAUUGUAGUGGCUCUGACUCAGACGAAGAACUAUGUAUACUUAAUGAUUGUCCAAUAAAUGGUAACUGGGCAGAAUGGUCGUUAUGGUCCAAAUGCUCCUUAACCUGUGGUCAAGGUGGUGAACGAAUUAGGAAGAGAACAUGUGAUAACCCAGCACCAGCUAACAACGGACGGGAUUGUAGUGGCUCUGACUCAGACGAAGAACUAUGUAUACUAAAUGAUUGUCCAAUAAAUGGUAACUGGACAGAAUGGUCGUUAUGGUCCAAAUGCUCCUUAACCUGUGGUCAAGGUGGUGGACGAAUAAGGAAGAGAACAUGUGAUAACCCAGCACCAGCUAACAACGGACGGGAUUGUAGUGGCUCUGACUCAGACGAAGAACUAUGUAUACUAAAUGAUUGUCCAAAAUGGUCGUUAUGGUCCAAAUGCUCCUUAACCUGUGGUCAAGGUGGUGAACGAAUUAGGAAGAGAACAUGUGAUAACCCAGCACCAGCUAACAACGGACGGGAUUGUAGUGGCUCUGACUCAGACGAAGAACUAUGUAUACUAAAUGAGUGUCCAAUAAAUGGUAACUGGACAGAAUGGUCGUUAUGGUCCAUAUGCUCCUUAACCUGUGGUGAAGGUGGUGAACGAAUUAGGAAGAGAACAUGUGAUAACCCAGCACCAGCUAACAACGGACAGGAUUGUAGUGGCUCUGACUCAGACGAAGAACUAUGUAUACUAAAUGAUUGUCCAAUAAAUGGUAACUGGGCAGAAUGGUCGUUAUGGUCCAAAUGCUCUAUAAGCUGCGGUUCAGAUGGUAACCGAUUUAGAGAUAGAACAUGUUCUAACCCAGAAGCAGCUAACGGAGGUAGAUCAUGCACUGGCCGUGGCAUUCAAGGUGAAAUAUGUGAGCUACCUGGCUGUCCUAUCUGA
Mytilus californianus (California mussel) is the source of this 1248-nucleotide messenger RNA. RefSeq names its product coadhesin-like. The coding region runs from base 1 to 1248 and encodes 415 amino acids. Lineage: Eukaryota; Metazoa; Mollusca; Bivalvia; Mytilida; Mytilidae. The record is from RefSeq and is a predicted model, not a curated record. The transcript has 8 exons.